Molecule: messenger RNA, 1879 nt
Organism: Carassius gibelio (silver crucian carp)
Lineage: Eukaryota; Metazoa; Chordata; Actinopteri; Cypriniformes; Cyprinidae
Exons: 2
Coding region: 1-1713 (570 amino acids)
Biological process (GO): DNA integration; DNA recombination
Molecular function (GO): DNA binding
Source: RefSeq, a predicted model, not a curated record
AUGAAACCACCCAGAUUCAAUGGAAUAAUAGCCUCAGCGGCCGAGGGAGAGUCAGCUCGCGUCCUGACGGCCGAGAUAGACUGUCUUUUAGAAAAACGAGCCAUCAGAGUAGUGCCAAAGGAAGUGAGCUGUCAGGGCUUUUAUUCCCGUUACUUUGUGAUCCCAAAGAAGGGGAGCAUAUCUCUGCGUCCAAUUCUAGAUCUCCGUGUAUUAAACGACUCUAAUGGGCAGAACUGUGAACGGCGUUUGGCCCCCUCAGCUAAUUCACAAACACAUAAAUUACUUGGAAUUGUUGGCAGUGUUUCUAGCGCUGAAACAUUUUCUGAGCUUCAUCAGGGGUCAGCAUGUUUUAGUGAAAACAGACAAUUCCACAGUGGUUGCUUAUAUCAACCGACAGGGAGGCACACGCUCUCUUCAGCUGCACCAGCUGGCAAAAGAGCUGAUUGUGUGGUGCGACAUAAGUCUUUUAUCCAUCAGGGCAACCCAUGUUCCAGGGAUAUUGAACAGGGGGGCAGACUUGUUGUCCAGAGGAAAUCCCCUGUACGGAGAGUGGAAGCUUCAUCCCCAGGUGGUGAAGCAGAUAUGGCAGAGAUACGGCCAGGCGGUCGUAGAUCUCUUCGCCUCGCAGGAAAACGCCCAAUGUCCUCUGUACUUCUCUCUGGCAGACGGAAAUGCACCAUUGGGUGUGGAUGCUUUAGCCCACCAAUGGCCAAAUGUCCUGCUGUAUGCAUUUCCCCCUCUGAGCCUGAUUUCACCCACUCUAGCCAGGUCUUUGAUGAAUGGUGUGGACGGAUUCAUAUUGUCCCUUUUCAAUGUUCAGUGAGGGACAUUUUAUGUUUCCUGCAGGAUCUGCUAGAUAAAGGGAAAGCUUUUUCUACAAUAAAGGUAUACUUAGCGGCUAUAUCUGCUUGUCAUGUGGGUUUUGGUGACAAGACAGCAGGUCAGCACCCUUUAAUAAGUCGAUUUAUGAAGGGGGCACGACGUAAGAGGCCAGGGGCCAGGCGAAUGGUCCCAUUGUGGGAUUUGUCUACAGUCUUAGAGGCCCUUUCUCAACACCCUUUUGAGCCAUUGGAAGCUAUAGGGUUAAAGUUUCUCUCGCUCAAGACAGCACUACUGUUAGCGCUGGUGUCAGCUAAGAGGGUGAGUGACUUACAGGCACUGUCGGUUAGCCCAUCUUUUCUGCAGUUUUCUGCAGGGUUUACAAGGGUUUCCUUUCGCCCUAACCCGGCUUUCGUACCUAAAGUAGUGGAUUCGUCAUAUAGAUGUCAAACUACAGAUCUUUCAGCUUUUCACCCUCCUCCGUUCUCUUCUCCAGAGGAGGGGAGGUUGAAUGCCUUGUGUCCUGUACGAGCACUUCGUGUGUACGUAGAAAGGACAGCAGGUUUCAGGAAAAAUGACCAACUGUUCGUGUCAUGGGCUACUCCUCACAAGGGGAAGCCAUUGUCACGUCAGCGACUGUCCCACUGGAUUGUAGAAGCUAUUUCCUUAGCAUAUGCAUGCAGAGGUUCCCAACCUCCCGAGGGCUUAAGGGCCCACUCAACUAGGGGCAUGGCGACAUCAUGGGCCUUACUCAGAGGUGUUUCGGUCCAGGAGAUCUGUGCUGCAGCAAGCUGGGCCACACCGCACACUUUUGUGCGAUUUUAUAGACUGAACGUGUCUGAGCCAUCCUUAGCUCAUGCAGUGUUAGGAGUCAGCACAUCAAGUCCCAUAUGAUUGGUAUAGCGUAUGUUGCAAUCCGGGAGUGGUCUAUAUCUCCCAUAGUGAAACACCGAGCGAAGUUAGAAAAAGAACGAUGGGUUACUUAACGUAAUCCCAGGUUCUUUGAUAACAGAGUGAGGUGUUUCACCAACACUUCCCUCCUUGCAUAGGAACGGGAAGA